Paramuricea clavata is the source of this 26593-nucleotide messenger RNA. Lineage: Eukaryota; Metazoa; Cnidaria; Anthozoa; Malacalcyonacea; Plexauridae. The record is from the annotation of a GenBank genome assembly.
CUUAUAUAAUAGGACGUAAGUUAAACACAAUAAUUAUGUCAUCUCGGGUAGAUUGUACAAAAAACUUCAAGAUUAUAGUUUCGUGCAUUGCAGAUACGAGUUGUAAUAAUUGCUUGAUCCACCUAAAUUAUAGAAUUGAAAACACAAUCCUAUAUAGCAAUAUUCAAACUGCACUGAAAUAACUGUAAACAUAAUAUAUAUAGAUAUUAUUCAGUUGAAAAAUAUUUCUAUAGGUAUUUCAGAGAAUACCUAGCCUAAAAGAUUCAAAUUUCGAUCUUUUGUUCUUAUUUUAAAAUUUACUACGCCUUUUUCGUAUUAAAUGCUUGAAAGUAACUUUUUUCUUGAGUGAGGUUUUGAAUUUAUUUGACUGGUUGUCUAAAUUCAGUCAAUCUUAUAUAGCUUAAAAGAUCAUUAGAAAAACCUAUGAAAAACACUCCACACUCUAAUCCCACUGAAAGAAGGAAACCUAUUAGUAAUUGUUUGAAGUUAUAUACCAUUGAUGAUAUAUGAUUUUAACUCGAGCUAUACACGAAGUAACUAUAGCUAUAUAUGUAUAACUGUAACUAUAGCUAUCAAAUAUUUCUAUAUCAGCUAAGUAAUUGCCUAAAGGUUUUCAAAAUUGCAAAAAUAGAAUUGAAAACAUAUACAUAGUGAAUGAUCGAAUAAUGUAUGACCAAUAAAGGAAACAUGAAUAUACCAUGUAUAUCAGUGGUCUCCAACCAAAGUGCAUGCUAUCAUUUUGUAAAUCUCUACAAUGUUAAGUAGGAAAAGUAUGCUAUUCUUAUCUUAUAUAUCUUUAACCUAAAACAAAAUUUAUAGUAAUUUGUAUGCAUUUCAUGGUUUUUGUGUAUACUAUGUUGUAACUGACGGUGUUCUAACUUCUAAACUGAUUUUCUUUCCUGUUUAUAUUUUUAUACCAUGCAUCCAUGCAUUUGCUAUUUUUAUUCGUGGUUCAAACUUCAAUCCCUUUUUAUAUCAGUAAAUAUUCUUUCAGGCUACAACAGGCUAUAACCAUGCAUGUAUAUAGUUUUGUGUAUGUUAAUGUCAUGAUAUAUACGCGAGUUUAAGCCUAAUUGCCAUGCACAGGCUAUAUUAAUUAACCAUGAUUACAACAGGUUAUAACCAUGCCUAUGGCAACAAGCUAUAUCAUCAUGCAUGCACUGAUGCUGAGUGAUGCAAACUAUAGGUCAAUCUUACGGUCAAUACUUCCUUACCACGUACUUUAGGGACUGGACAUAAAGUAACUGCUAAGGUGGGCUGGAGGUAACUGAUCACAAAUUUAAUUUGCCAAUAAGUUCGGUGACCCAUCUUAGGAUGUAGAUAAAAUUUCAAAGCCCAUCUAAUCUUACAAAAAAAUUUUCAUGACCCACCCAAUCUAAAUUGGGAAAAUACACUUUUAUAAUAAAAAAACUUGCAGGUAUGAAAAUUGUAAAAUAUACACGGCACUGUAUUGACAUACAUAAUUCCACCAAGCUUGACCAACACAUUGAUACUGAGCUGCUCUCCAGUUGGUUGUAUUUGCUGUGAUUCGACCACUUCUUGUUGUUGUAUAAGCAAAGUACUGGCUUCAAUAUAGCAUCAUUUGUAUUUGAUAAUUUGGAUAGUUUUGUUUAUUAUUAUUACUAUCUUUAUUUUUGAAGUAGACAUGCAUGGGUUUUUGUUUGGUGGCUCAACCGUGGACAUACAAAAAGAUUGGCGGCCCAUCGAUUGGAAACUGCCCAAAGACUCCAUGGCCCAUCCCAAAUCACUCCAGCCCACCUACUUUAUGACCGGUCCCUUAUAUGAAAUAGUUUCAAUUAAUCUAUAUAUAAAGUUAUACCUAUGUCUUGAUGCACUACUUUUGACAAGUUUCUUUUAUUUAAUUUUUCUCUGAUGUCUUUGUGUUUUAAAUUAAGCAUCUCUGGGUUACGCAACUGAAAUUAAUAAAUAGAAUACACUCUUUAAUUAAAAGAUCAUGGAAAAAAUACGUAAAUUAGCUGCACGAUAUAUAAUUGAUUUGGAUAUAAAAAAUUACCAACCAAACAUUCAGACUUUUUAAAAAAGUUGUAUGUACACUAUAGAUUUUGUACUAUUUGUACAAUAGGUUUUCAAAUGAAUCUUAGUGUGAAGGUUUAAGUAUUUUUCUCUUUCAAUAUCAUUUCCAUUAUUGAUAAUAUAUAAUUACAGUUUAAUUAUUAUGAAACAAUUUUGACGCAGGUUUACACUACAGUGUGUAUCAAAAUAAUUCGAAUCCAAACUUGACAGACUGCUGUUUAUAAAAUACUAAAGUAAACCAUAUAAUUUUUAUAUGGCAAUAAAGAAUAGCCUAUUAGGUUUCCGAUUAUAUCGUUCUUAUAUCAAUAAGAUCAAAAAUGACCAAGAAAUCGUGUGUUAAAACUGGUUGCUCGAAAUCAAAUUUUUCCGCCGAUGGGAAUUCGAAGUGAGACGUACAAACAAAAGAUAAUGCAAAUUUAAUUAAUCAACAAACUGUUAUGUAGCAAAAUUUACAUAAAUUCAUGUUCAUUUAAAGAGAUUUAAGCUCCUAUGCUUUCAACAUGUUGAACGAGAAGAAAUUCGCGUUAAAUUUGCAUUUUAGUUUUCAGUGAUGAUUAGCAUUUCAAAGCCUUGUGGGACUAACUUUGAAAGAAAAAAUGUCCAAUUCCCAUCGGCGGAAAAUUGUGAUUUUUAUGGACUUUUUUUGUCAAAGCAAUACUCCUUCAUUUUCCAACUAAAUGACGCGUACAGCAUGUCAUUUGAAAGAUAAAUAAAUGAACUUAACAAUGGUGUUAAAACCAACCGAAUUUGUCAAAUAUAUUCUGCGUUAUUACACGCCAAAUUUGGAUUCGAAUUAUUUUGAUACACACUGUAUAUUAACGUUUCUGUGUUCAGUUUCUAUGUUCAGUUUUUAAAAUUGCGAGAUAGAAAACAAUUUUGUUAAGUACUUGGGAAGACAUGCAUAUACGCGGAAGGGCACGACAUUUAUGAAACGUCAAUAAAGGUACUUAUAUAUAUAAGAGUUCUCCUCCCUUCACAAUUAGAAUAAAUUAUAUUGUGUUUGCCUGAGGAUUACAAACAAAUUUAAAACUAUAAUUUGGUGCAUUUAGCAUGUUUUGGUUUAAAAAAUCAAAUCGUCGCCAUCCAUUUCACAACUUUGAAUAACCCACAAUCCUAAUUAUAUAUUAUGUUUCUAGCUUUUCAGAUCAUAGAAUAGAACAAAGGUGUCUAUAUAAGCAUUACAAUUAUGUUAUAUAUUUAUAUAUAAGUUGUCUAAGAUAAUUCUAUAGUAACUUACUAUAGAAAAAAGCCUGCAUGGUUUCCAUAUCUGGUCGUAAUGGUUGUAUUGAAUAGAUUCACGAUCUUUCUCAACGGCCAGUUUAUAAUAGUUUAUACCUGUAAACCUUACCACAUAUAAGUCAUAAGUCUAUAAUUAUAUAUAAUCACUCCUCCUAUUUUCAGUUCUAACUAAUUCGACUGAUGAGAAAGAUCGUGACUCAAUCUUUAUUCUUUACGACCGUUACGACCGUAUGGAAACCAGGCUUAGUAUGCCUAUAGAUAUACCUAAUUUGCAUUAGAAAAAUAAUAACUAUGUAUUUGCAUGUGAGUUUAUAUUAAAUGUGGUUGUGAAUUGGGUAUAAACAAAUCCAAUAGAUUUUGUCUAUUCGUAUCAUCGUUCAUGCUAGAGAAAAUUCAUAUAUGAUACUAUAAACAAACCAGUACUGUUCUGCAGUCAAAUGAAGGACUUUCGUGUAUUAUCCAUUGGCAGUCUAUUGUAAUGUCUCGCUGAUGCUAUUAAGUUUAAUUAAACUAUACAAAAUAAUAUGGUUUACUAUAAAUAGAGUAAAUAUUCGGUUUAGUCAUGCAACUCGAUCGGCACAAUAUAGAUCUAUAUAAUACAAUUCUGCUUCCGAUUGAAAUCAUGGAAAUACGUCAAUACAAGGCCAAAACCUAUCCUGCUAUUCCACUUACAUGCACUUGUUGACAUAUUCAAAUUAAUCGACAUACUUCACUGAUAUUGACAUAAAGUGACCUAUAAUAUAUGUCUGUGUUCGUUUGAUAUCAAAACUACAGUUCUUCUACAGGCUUUUCUGAUAUUACUAUUACACGAUGCAGAUGAAAAAGGGCAAUGUCAUUCCCUCGUGUGAAAACAUUGAAAUCUUUAAUGUGUAGUCUUGACUACAGGUAUACAUCUUUUACAAUUCGCCCACAUACCCGUGGGCAGUGCAUGCAUGGGUGAGAUAUAAUUGCCUUAAGACGUCAUUGAAAUUACGAAUAUACGACAUGAGAGACUGAGAAUCUUUAUACAGUUGUACAAAACCGCCGGUAGACACGCACGUCAUGCCAUGGGAUCAUAUUUUAUAAGGGAUAAGCUUGCACUUGGCACAAAGCCUGCAGAAAUUGACUGCUUGUUUAUGAGAAUAAACAUCUAGGGAUUUACCAGACAGUUUUUGGUGAAGAGAAUGGCAAACAGUAAGUCAAAAUCUUAUAUACAUGUGGAUUUCUAAAUACUUAUAGGAUUCCUAAAUAUAGACCAACUAUACAUAUAUAUGGAUUCUAAAAUGUGUUAUUAAUAUUUGGGAAGGGCCAUGUAUAUUUGUAUAUGUUAUGGAAUGUUUUUAAUAUUGUAAUAUUGGAGAAAUAUUACAAUAUUUCUCUAUUGGAGAAAUAUUACAAUAAUGAUGUAUGCAUGAGAUUUGAAAGGGAUUUACAGAAACAUUUUAUGUGAAACGUGAAAUACUUAGUCUAUACUCCAUAUAGGGUUCUUGAUUAUAGGCUGUGCAUGUGAUCACCUAUAGUAUUCUCCAUUUUGAAAGUAAAUUGCUUCAGAGAAAUUAUAUCAUACGUCUUAUUUACUUGAUGCAUGUACAAUGGAACAAUAUUUUACUAAUUCAUCUUAUACAUAAAUAUAUAUGGAAUAGAAAUGAAUUUUUGGGUUUAACAUAUUUGUAGUAGAUUAAGAACAAGUUAUAUAUUUGUGGGAGAAUAUAUCUUUCUUGAUUCAUUCAUUCACAUCGAUAGUUGUAUUAUAAUUGAAGCCAUAUAUAUAUACAUGUAGAGAGAGAUGACGAGCAUUCAUUAUACAUGCAAGGAAUAUAUUUCAAACUAAGACCCCACCUACAACUGGCUGGAAUCAUUUGGUGAAUGUGUAAACUAAGUUAAACUUUGCUUUAAAUACUUUGUUUACUGUCAUUUUAAUCUUAAUCAAUUCACACUACUAAAUAUUGUUGAAAUAUUUGACAAAACAUUAAAGUUCUUAAUAAUGGUACAUUUACCUAUUGUCUUAUUGCAGUGUAUAAAACUGGAUGAAAAACUGGAAGAACAUUUUAAGUGAAAGUUGACAAUAUGUUUAUUGUUUAAUUUGUUUACCUAAAAUAUCGUAGCAACAACCACGACGAAUUCGAUAGAAAAGUACUAAAAUGAACAUUGUUAAAUAAAUGCUUAAAUCUGAUACUUAUAAUUAAUAUUUAUAUAAAACCAUCCUUAGAAUUCACUUAAUCAACAUUUUAUUAUAUUUAUUAAGUAAUUGCAUUCCAUUUAUUUUGUGAAUAAAAGCUAUUCCAUUUGUAUUGUAUUUUUGAUAUAUCAGAUCAAUAUUGUGCAAUUUUGACUCUAAUUUUUGGCAUAUAUGAAAUUAAGAUUUGCAAAACAAUUAAUGCAUGAAACAUUAUCAUCACUGGAUCGUGAUUAUAGAUGGCAUAAUUGUUAUAUAUAGGAUAAGAAUUAUGCAAACUUCCCUUUGUGGCAUUGAGCUGAGAACUAGCUAGACGCAUGCAUAUACGAAGAUGUAUUCCACAAGCUCAUUUCACGUAUAAAAAUAUAGACUCCUCUGUAAAAACGUAUUAUAUAAAUGACGUUUAUUAAUUUAUAAUCUUAUAAUUAUAACCUUCACCAGAACUGGAAAAAAUGUUUAAUAUUCCUCGCAUCCUGAAUUUGUUUUUUUUUUCAAAUUAUGUUUGUCAGAUAUGCUUAAAAACAAUAGGAAAUUUGACAGCACAUUUUUCAUAAAUUGACAGUACAUUACAUCAAAUUUGAACAUUGUACAACAUUUUACCAUCUCAAAUGACAAAUAAGGAAGUAUGAUAACAAUGAAAUUUUAAAUGUUCCUCAAUCUUCUUGCUAAAGAAAAUUUUCUUUAGCAUCCAGGAUCUCGAUAUUCCACUUUUCUGGUCUGCCAGUUAUAUUAUAUCUGAAAACAAAUAUAAGAAAUUUUGUGUGAGAAUUACAACUGAGAAGAUAAAAAAGCCAUGUAUCCAAUUAUAUAAUUUAUUUUCCUUUCUUUUAGCGAAAGUGAGAAAGCCAUGGCAAAGCGGACAAUAUACAGUAUACCUCUGGGAGUUCUUAUUUGGUUUACUCCAGGACCCAGAAUGCUGUUCGCUGAUCACAUGGACAAACAAGGAGAGCAAAGAAUUCCGUAUCAACAAUGCACAUGAAAUUGCAACAUUGUGGGGCACGGUUAAAAACCGACCAACAAUGAAUGAUAAAAAAUUACUCAGAGCUCUCAGAUAUUAUUACAAAACGAAAGUACUCAGAAAGGUUGGAAGAAAAAAAUAUUUACAACUGUAUAUACUUUCCAAUAGAUAGGUCUAGAAAAGAUUGAAUAAACUAUAAUUUAUAUUCACUCUGUAACAAAAGUACCUCACCUUACCUUACCUUACCUUACCUUACCUUACCUUACUUGCCUUCCUCUUUUUCAACGUUCGUUAAUUUAUAUCGCAUAACAUUUCUGUCAAACCAUUUACUUUACUCUCUAUAUGUUUUAUUUCUCCGACUAAUUAUUUAAUCAAAACAACACCAGUUUUAGGUAUUUUUGCAUGUGUAACUUAAUCCUAAUAGGCAAUUCCAGCUUUUAGCCUUAUGCGUGCAGGGGGGGGGGGAUGGGAAGUAAGGUAUAAUAUUGCUGAUUAUGCUGGAAAAAUAAAAGAGUGAUAGCUUAUACUUGUAAAUAUUGAAAUAUUUCGGUUGUUUCGGCAGUUUUUAUUGAAAUUUUUCAGCAUAAUCAGCAAUAUGAUACCUUACUUCCCGUCACCCCCUGCGCGCAUAAAUUAAAAGCUGGAAUUGCCUAUUGAUCGAGUCACAUCAGUCAGUUAACGUUGUAUUACUGCAUGCAUGCUUUAAGUUUGCUGUUUUGAAAAUUACAAAAUUUUUAUGCCUUGUUGAAACAAGUAACAGGAGCUACCAGGAUAAAACCUUUUAGAUGAACCAAAUACUUCUGCUCUUUAAAAAACCCAUAAUAAAACAAUAACAUAUAUGAUGCUUCAGUGUUAAGUUCAUAAAUAAUUAAUCAGGUUUUGACCAAUCAAAAGGACUACAGUGAUCCAAGAUUGGGUCACAUGUUCAGCCUUUGUAAUAAGAUCUAUGCAAAUGAAUCAAUUCAUAUGCAAACUAUAAACGAGCGCCAACAGUUGAUUUGCAGCUCGUUUGUUACAACCCCUCGUGGUGCACGUUUGCAUCAUAUUUCAUCCAUUUUAGAAUUAGUUAGAAGAUGCACGUCCGUAUUAAUUGUGUCGAAUAUAUCAUCACUCGCCGGUCUUCGCCUCAUUACAAUAGAGCGUUUGCACAUAACGUCACAGCCGCCAUAUUGAUGUUGCAAUUCAAAAUAAUUUUAAUUAGACUCUUUUGUCUGGAACACCAACAUGGCCACCAUGGCUUUGUUCAGUUGGUCCCUGGGGAAUGAGUGCAAACGCUGUAUAUAAUGAUUGCACCACAGACGUUAAUGUUGUAAACGAUAGGUGCAGCACAACAAUAACUGUAAAUUGUGUAUUUUCCAGGUGAAAGGACAUAAAGGUGUUUAUCAGUUUUUAUCUAUACCGUACGAGACGGAAGGCUGCGACCAGGAGGUGAAGGCCUCUAGUAGUACACCAACCUUGGUUAGUUCUCCUGAACACAGUCUUGCAGACUUCCAUGCGUUAACAUCAGAUUGCAAUGAAAGACUAACUGAUCGUCGUGAAAUAGAGGCGAACAAUCAGGCAGCAACCGUAGGCUACCGGGAAAAUACGGAAACCAAUCGUGGAAGGAAAGUAGACAAUCGCGAACAGGCGGACGAUAGCUUCGAUGAAUCAUCCCAUUCGAGAGAAGAAAGUUGGUCGAGUGAUAGUAGUUCAAAAAGUUUGGAUGAACUACAAGCAGACUUACUAAAUACCGAUGUAUUUGACCAUCCUGCCGAAACUAUGGAUUUUGUGUUUGAUGAUGACAAUGCUGUAGGGAUGUGGCAGAAUGGAGAUCUGUUGAAUUGGCAGAAGUUAUGACGAUUUAUUGUCUGCAUUAUGAAGCAACGAGAUAAAUAAUGCAACAGAGACGUGGAGUAUAUCUGUCAGUGAUGAUAAAUUUCUGCACACAACAUGCAUGCACAACCCACAAACGCACCUACGGAAAUAAAAGAACAUAUAUACUGUAUAUAAUAUAACAACUGGCAUACAAGAACGUUGUGUAAAUAGUACAUACUGUGGUGUAACUAAUAAGAUUUUAUCCAAAGAGUUCUUUCACUUGUUUAAUUUAAUUAACUGAAUUAAGCUCAAUUAUUUUAAUUUAGCAUAUGCAGUUGGGUGGUUGCUCAACUGCGGAUAUUCUUGUAUUCACAUCCGGGCCAAAACCAAAUGUCUUCCCGUUAUGUUCCACUGAGUUACAGACGAGCAAAUCAGUUGUUUUACUAAACGAAGCUGCGGUUCCGCCCAACACGAAGACUGAAGCCACAAAGUUAUUUUUUCAACAGUGUAUAAAAGUAUUCUUUAAUGAAGUUAUUUUUUGAAUAAAAUAACUUAGUACUAAGUUUGCACAGGUAUAGUAAACACUGUUCUGCAAUUUACAACUAUUACUGGCGCUGUAACACAAAUUGUUUUAAAAGUAUUUUGGUUGUUUUUUCGGUCAUUUUCGGGGGGUUUUAAUUAUGGUACAUGCUGAAACGUCGAGGUGAAUUUCUUUGCACUAUUCAACUCUACUUUGGGUGAAUAAUUGUUAAAUAGUAACACACUUAUCUAAAAGGUAGACUAUAUUAUAAAAUUAUUGCGUUACAUUUUAUCACAUUAGAAGCAACAUGUACAUUAUUUUAUACGACUGCAUUUUAAAUUUGAAAAAAAAACAAGAUAAUGCUAUUUCCAACGGUUAGAAUUUUUUUAGUAAUUAGCUAUAUAGCGUAUACAAGUGAAAGAUUACCAAAGUUAAUUUUUAGAUUUGAAAUGUAGGAUAGAAUAGGACGGUGUAACAGCUGGGUAUGACUAAAAAGGGAGCCACGCGCACUUUUCAGCAACCACGCCCAGUUUCUUAACUCCCCUGAUGUUUCCUUUCAACUAACACGAGAAUGUUUAGUUUGAUGUGAACUCUUUUCCAUCAAACCAUAAAAAGAUUGGGGGAGAGUUAACAUAUUUCUAACUCUCGUUGUUAUAGGCGAUUGUUAAGAGUUGUUCUUCCGGUAACCCAGUGAGCUAACUUACCCCUACACAAAUACUUUCUCGUAAUUUUUUGUAGAGUAUCCUAUUUCAUAGUGCUCUACUCUUUGCUCAGCUAGAAUAAGGAUUUGAGUAAAUGCUGCUCAGCCCAGUCUUAGCCAGGCUGGAACAGCAUGGCUGAGACGGUGUGCGGCGGAGUUCGACCCACGUAAACGAAGGGGCGGGAAGUCUGGGUUGGCCGUUCUCCGUACAGACCGUUUUAAAACUAAGAAAGAAGCGUGUACUAUGGCCAAACUCAGUAUUUAUAGGCAUCUAGCAGUGUAAUGAAUUCAUUUACUAACAUUCAUUUAAAUUAAUAUGGGUUAUUUUCGCAUAUUCAAAUUAAUUCAAUCUUCGCAUAUUAAGAGCACUAUUAUACUACUUCAUGAUUCAUCAUGAAAUUGAGUGUGGUUGCUGACGAAAGUGGGCGUUGGCUAAAACUCCACUCUCCAAAAUCUUAACUCUCCAAUAUAAUUCUCUGUACAUUUAGUUGACUUGAGUAACAGUAACACCAUAAAACAAAUUAAUGAUACUUGACUAGUAGCAGGUUGCAAGCAGAUUGGGGUUAUAAAAUAAAGUAGGGAUAUGUGGGGAUAAAACAAGGAUUUCAUUACCUGAUUCGAGAAGAAGACUGCUGUACAAAUAGCGAAUGCCCGAUUGAUAAAUUUUAUCCCGAGACUUGGGAUUUUGGAAGCAGCUGGGAUUUUUUUUGUUUUUAUUUUAAAAAGUCAAUAUCGGGAUUUUUUUGAAUUUCUGAGAAGGCAAGUUUGAAAUCUAGAAAUCGAUUUUUUUGGUAAAAUUGACUAAUAAACAAUAUUGCUAAAAUCGAGGGUUCGUCCAAUCGUUUUUGUAUCCAUGCGAACAAUCGUUUUUGUAUCUAUGCGAAGCAUAGAUACAUUGCUAUCGCGUUGUUUGUGGGUUAAACACUCAGGUCGUGUCCGCCUUAAAUACGUGCCUGCGAACAGCUAGCCUAAAAUUAAAAUUUAAAAACAAAAUGGCUGCUUCUAUUACAGUGAUUUUAUCGAAUUUUAUGUGUACAAAUGUACAUUAUUACAUACUAAUUAUUAAUAUUACAUACUAAUUAUUAAUAUUAGUACAUCGCCAUUAUUAAUAUCUUUUAUCACAAACAACAAUACAAUGAAAAUGUACUGUGUCAAGGUGAGAGUUUGUUUUUUGUCUAAACGUUUGUAUGUGAUUUAAAAUAAAUUUGAAAUGCUGUGAUCCACAUGAAAUUUCCACAGUUAUCGAUCGUAUAUUAAUCAGUCUUUUAUAACACAUUGGCUGUGCUUUAUUGGUCUUACUUGACGUUUCCCGAGGUGAAAGAAUGUUGAGUAACUACGUGCAAGGCAGUUGCACUAAGGACAACAUUGUAUGGGCUAAGGGGCGAGAAAUAUAGUUGUUGUGGAGAAAGUCAUGCUCAACACUGAAAAUGUGUAUAAAUGUGUCAAAGUUUUUGACCAGGAAUGGAUUGUGCCAUUGUGGUAUUAACUAUUUUGCUGGAAAGUAACAACAUUUGAACUCCAACUUGAAAAAUAGUUUUUUAUCUUAUAUUUGUAAUGCUAUAAAUGUAUACUUUGUUGUCUUGAAUUGAAAAUACGAAAUAGUCUUAAUACAUUACAUAGCUGAAAGUGAAAUGCGCUGGUCGAGAAUGCUAAAGUGGAGUGUAAGAGAAACUCUAGAAGUACAAGACCAUUCAUGCCAGAGGUGGGAACUUUCUGGGAGGUACAGGGCAUGCCUCCAUGAAAUUUUAAGUUAGGGUAUUGAUCAUUUUGUUGAUCAUAACUUUCUGCUUUAUAAUCAUAUAACUUUUGUUAAUUAAUGUUAAUUAAUUGUGGUUACUGAAGAAUAAAAUUGUAUCAAGUGUGUUAUAGAGCUAGAGGGACUCCCCAAAAAAAUGCACUGAAAUUUAAUGCAAAAAUCCAACCACAAAUAUAAUCCCAGAAUUGACCAGUUACUACCAGUUCACUGGUCACUACUCAACCUAUCCAAGUUAUCCACCAGUCAUGCAGAUGCUUUAUAAUCUUAUCGAUCUAUUAAGUGAUGAAGAUGAAGCACUUAGCCAUUAACUUUUCAAUCCCCAUCUUCCACAGGAACUAAGGGACCAUUGUCAUUGUUUUAAACAACCUUGUUGAUAUCAAAACAAAAUGGUGAAACUGUUCAUGUAACUAAAAAUCUAAGCCAAUUUCGAACAGUUGAUUUAAAGAAUAGACUGUAAUCUACCAAAAGGUUUUCCAUUGAUUUUGAUCAUUCUUUGUGACAUGAAUCAUGACUCGACGAAUAAGGUUAAUAUAAACAACUACAAAUUCAGGGUUUUUUUUCAUUGCAACAAUGCAAAUUUAAUACUUUGGGCCAAUUCAAUGCUUUGCAUAGAUACAUGUACGCAUAGCGUAACAAUUUAAGCAUAUUACAAAAAAAUUCCCACCAUGAUUUCAUCUUAUCAUUAGCACUUCUGAAGCUAACGAACACACUUUAAAAUAAUUAACAAAUAUGAAUUUUAAUGCUACAGGAGCUCGAUUUCAAGCAACACAAGAAAGCCAAAGCACAUGGGGAGUUUGUUGACAAAAAUCAGAAUAAAAUAGUCCGAAUUAAAUCAAGGCGACUGGGUCCUCACAUACAAUGAUGUUAUGAAUGAAAACUAACUCUUGUAUAGGUUUUUUCCUGACGAGCAAAAAGCAUUUGAUCACCUUACAGAGUCACGUUUCAUCUUGACAUGGGACCUGAGCAAAAGAAAACCCCAUGCACUAACGAGUGAAGAUCUUAGACAUAUGACACUCGAAAUAAUAAAUCCAUCAACAGGAAAAGUUGAAUUUGAAGGGCAGGCUAUAUUCGACACAGCCUCCGAUAUCGCUAGCUUUGGUUAUGAUAGAAAAAUUACCGAAGUAUUGGUUAAUUCAAUGAUUGAAGUGAAUGGUGAUUUGAAGUCAAGUGUCAGCUUAGGAAAACUGAAAUUUAAUGGUAUCGAACUCUCCGAAAUUUAUAACAUAGAAAUGGACGAGGACACGGGUGAUCAUGCUGUUGGAGUUCCGCAAAUGGUACAUUUGCCCAAAUCCAUGGCGAAAAAGGUUAUGAAAAAGAUGGGAAAAACUAUAAUUAAAGCACAGAAGAGAAACAAUUAGGCACACAUGCAAUUCUAACCAGUUGGCUAAGCACUAAUUGUUCUCGGGUGACCUAAGUCGAAGAAUAAGCCGUGGUAUAAUCGUACCGCUUAUUUAUGAUUAUUGGGGUGAGCCUGAGCGAGCCCCACAGUUUGGUGGCUCAUCAAGCUUGAGCGCAAUGUAUUAUGGUGCGUUCUACGUACAUACACGGAACUUUUCUUACAGUGACUUAAAUCCUACCGGCCUUUCGCCACGCACCGGAUAUUUUGAGAACUUUCAGUCCCACAGUGAUUUACAGUAAAUUUUACGGGCCUUUCGCCUCUCACCGGCUGACAAUUUUUCAUGCGACAUGCGAUGAAAUAUAUUCUUCAUGCCAGAUAACAAAUGGAAAUUGGAAUGGUCAGUAUUAUUUUACAGUGGUCAGUAUUAAGCACAUCACAAUUUUACUUUAGUCGAUUUCUGAGUGAGUUGCGGUUCAAAUUCUGAUCCAAAGCCCGAUUUCGAUUUGAUUUUGGGCUUAAUAUUCUGUAAUUCUGUUAUUCUUCUCUAAGACUAUGAAAAAAUGACCUUAUUUGCAAGUUUUUGCAAUCCGGCUCUGUAUAUAGGUAUGUAUUAAAUGUUUUGUUUGCAUGCAGUGCAUGUAUGCAUCUGCUAUUUUUAGUGAGCGUGCCAAAAAUCAUGCAUUCAACCAUUUCUAUAUUAUUUAUUUCAAUAUUUCAUGCAUGAAAGAUUGAAAAGAUUGUGAUUUCAAUAACGUGUUUAAUUUUUUCUGUGCUGGUGUUGUGUACUCAGGUGAAUAAUAUGUUUGUGAUGUUACUCUGAGUGCUAUCCACACCGGGCGAGCUUGAAAAAUAUGCCCUGAGUACACAACACCAGCACAGAAAAAAUUCAUAUUACAAGAACACAUUGGUAUUGAAGGAACUAGAUACUGUUCCGAAAUAUCACUUACUCAAACCGUCCUGACCGCGUAGCUCAGUUGGAAGAGCAUUGGGCUAGUAUUCCAAAGGUCGUAGGUUCGAAUCCCACCGUGGCCGGGCAUAUUUUUCAAGCUCGCCCGGUGUGGAUAUCCACUCAGAGUAACAUCACAAACGUGUUUAAUGUUUUAACAAAAUAUCAAAUAUAAAGCCUGUUCUAAACGUCGCAUUUUUCAUGCACCGAAUGCAUUCAAAACAAUGGUUAACUGGCCUUCGUUCACCAUACUUACCUGUUUGGAUGGUGAGGUGUUAGCCCGGGUGACCAAGGGGUGGCCUGGAACGACUACUGGCCUUACUGUUACUUGGACUCGGGUUAAGAUCCAUGCCAGUGGUAUCUUGAGCAGACCACCCCCGCAAGGCCAACACCUUUGCAUGAACUAACAAUUGGUGGAAAUAUAAAUGAGCAGGAGAAAAAAACAACUUUGUUCCUGAUACGUCUUCUACACUUCUAACGCACAAUGGUUACUAAUACCACCAAUGCGCGGUCAAGCUAUUAUUACGUAUGCGCCCGGCCCCCUUUUUGGUCACAUCAUCAUGCUGACGUAACGAGGCUUGGUUCCCUAGCUGUUAACCUUUGUUAUUGCAUAACCUCAUAUAAUGAGGCAUGUCAGCUGAUCAUCUAUUGUUUUGAAUGCAUUCGGCACAUGAAAAAUGCGACGUUUAGAACAGGCCUUAUUAUUACAUGGAUAGAAAUACAAUUCCCAACAUUACUCUAAUACUACGAGUUUUAUUCCUUUGAACAAAAUAUCAAAUAUAAUACACGGAUAUUAAUACAAUUCCCAACAUUUAUAAUACUAUGGCGAGAUUUGCCUUUGAAAUCUCGAAACUACAUUGUAAUGCGGCCAAUGAUAGUUUAAUUAAUUAAAGUGCGGAAACAAGAAAGAUUGACAUUAGCAAUCAUUGUUGCAUGAUCAUGUAGUUACUCGCUAUCCACUAUCGUUUCUGGCUAUCGUUGCUCUUGCUCAUCCUCGCCCCAUGAUCAGCAUGCGUAUAGCAUCUCUCUAGUGAAUUCCCAGUCAUGUGUGGUACGUACUUACGAAUAAAGAUGCAAGAAAACAUUUUCAGUAUUUUGCAUUUAAAUUAAGCCGCUGUUACACUAUGCAACUUGUCUCACAUCUUGUCUCCCAAUGUUUAGAAAAAACAUUUCAGCAUUGCAUUGCAUUGCAUUGCAUUGCAUUGCAUUGCAUUGCAUUGCAUUGCAUUGCAUUGCAUUGCAUUGCAUUGCAUUGCAUUGCAUUGCAUUGCAUUGCAUUGCAUUGCAUUGCAUUGCAUCCAGGUGAUCUCGUGUUCGUAUUUUAGCCAAUCAGCGCUCAAAAAGGGUUAUCCGAAUAGAAAUCCAUUUUGAUGUAUUCAGUCAAUUAUAUCUUUCAUUAUUCUUUAUGAAACUAGUUGAAAUUUUGUGAUUAUGUUUGGUUAUGAGAACUAUGGCUCUGAUAAAAAUAUGGAAUCGAAAUAAAGUAUAUUACAGGAGAUAUUCAGUUGUUUUAAUCAUAAAAUGGAUUUCUAUUUGACAACUAGUGCCAGUACUUUUCCGCGUAUCAAGAUCACCUGGAUUGCAUUGCAUUGCAUUGCAUUGCAUUACAUUGCAUUGCAUUGCAUUGCAUUGCAUUGCAUUGCAUUGAAUUGCAUUGCAUUGCAUUGCAUUGCAUUGCAUUGCAUUGCAUUGCAUUGCAUUGCAUUGCAUUGCAUUGCAUUGCAUUGCAUUGCAUUGCAUUGCAUUGCAAGCGAUGAUACAUGCACCAAGUAAUAUAGUCCACUAUAUUUUGCAUUGCAUUGCAAGCGAUGCCACAAUUGCAUUGCAUUGCAAGCGAUGAUAGACCAAGCAAUAUAGUCCGCAAUAUAUGAUUGCGAUGCAUGUUACACCUUGCAAUUUCGCGUUUACAUUUAGAAAAGGGGUAUAAAUCUUGCAGGGUUAUUCAUAGCGCCAGGGUUAGGUUAGUAUAUCGAUUUUGGGUUAGUAUAUCGAUUUUAAUUGUUUUUGUUUGUGGAAACAAACAAAAAAACACACAAUUAUAUCAAGAUCAAUAAAACAAUUAUAUUGGAAACAAUUAAUAUUAUUAUUAUUAUUAUUAUUACAAUAUAACAAUAAUAUUAUUAUUAUUACAUUAAUAAUAUUAAUAAUAAUAAUAAUAAUAUUAUAUUAUUAUAUUAUUAUAUUAUUAUUAUAUUAUUAUAUUAUUAUAUUAUUAUAUUAUUAUAUUAUAUUACAUUACAUUACAUUACAUUACAUUACAUUACAUUACAUUACAUUACAUUACAUUACAUUACAUUACAUUACAUUACAUUACAUUACAUUACAUUACAUUACAUUACAUUACAUUACAUUACAUUACAUUACAUUACAUUAUAUUAUAUUAUAUUAUAUUAUAUUAUAUUAUAUUAUAUUAUAUUAUAUUAUAUUAUAUUAAUUAUAUUAAUUAUAUUAUAUUAUAUUAUAUUAUAUUAUAUUAUAUUAUAUUAUAUUAUAUUAUAUUAUAUUAUAUUAUAUUAUAUUAUAUUAAUUAUAUUAAUUAUAUUAUAUUAUAUUAUAUUAUAUUUAACAAAUAUAAAACAUUUUCCGUGUUGAUAUACAGUUAUAUCAACACGAGUGGAAAUUGGGAAAACGAGAAAUUGUGUGGAAACACGACGCCCAAAGGGCGGAGUGUUUUCAUACAAUUUCGAGUUUUCCCAACUUCCACGAGUGUUGAUAUAACUAUAUAUCAAUACGGAAAAAAUGUUUUAUAUUUUUUUUAUAAUAUAGCAAUGUCAAAAGCCCGAAGAAUAAGAACAAUUUCCGUGUUACAAGCGGCGGAAAAUUUCCCGUGUUGACAUGGAGUUAUAUCAACACUGCUCUUAGCCAAUCAGCGUUCAGAAUUUACAAAUGCUAUAUUAUAAUAUAUUAUAUUAUAUUAUAUUAUAUUAUAUUAUAUUAUAUUAUAUUAUAUUAUAUUAUAUUAUAUUAUAUUAUAUUAUAUUAUAUUAUAUUAUAUUAUAUUAUUAUUAUUAUUAUUAUUAUAUUAUUAUCAUAUUAUUAUUAUUAUUAUAUUAUUAAUAUUGAUAUUAUAUUAAUAGUAUAUUAUUAAUAAUAUUAUUUAUAUUAUUAUUAUUAUUAAUAUUAUUAUUAUUAAUAUUAUUAUUAUUAUUAUUAUUUAUUAUAAUAAUUUAUAUUAUUUUAAUUGGAAACAAUUAUAUUUUAUCGCCAUGCAAACAUUCAAAGAACUUAUAUCGAUUUUGUCCACUCCACCAGUUUAUACAUUCGUAAUACUAUAUCUGCAUGUUCUAAACAUUCAUAUUAUUACGUCUUCCUUGCAUUGAAAACACUCAAAUUUCAAGAAAACGCGCUAAAAUUGUCAAUAUUUCAUGCAAACGUAAUGUUUGUUCUUAAAUUCUUAAGUUCAUAGUAUAUUAAUUAGAAAACAUAUGUCAGCAGAAGACGACAUAUUUCUCUCGGAAGCAUCCUAAAGUAAUUUGAAUUCAACUGUCUCGAAGACCGGUCAAAAGAACAAAACAUCGAUAACUAUGUGUGACGUUUCUAAGGGGAGGGGGGUCCCAAGAGACAAAAUUGAUAUGUGAGACUUCCCUUAUUUGAACAAUAUCUAUAUUCUUAAAGCGGCAGUCAAGUCCGUUAUGCUCACGUACAUGUUUUGUUUAUAUUGUUUCAUGUUUUGUUUCAAACAAUAGAUAUAUAAUUCAAUCGAAAUUCAGAUCUAUAUCCUAUCACACUUCUCGUAUUUACUCCUGCAGACCGACUCCACAACCUUGUCGGAAUCCUGCAGACCAACUCCACGACCUUGUUCCACAUAACAAAAAUCAAAGAAAAUAUCUCAGGAACGUAAGACCUUUUACUAUUCCAAUAUGUGAAACCAAUCGAUUUAAAAAAUCAUUUUUAAUAUCUAGCUCUCUUCACUACAACAAGAAUAUUUUUAAUAACUCUAAUUAUGAAUAAAUUUUAAAUAGUAGAUUAAAUUAAAUUACCUUUGUAAAUAAUCUAAUACCUUAACAAUUCAGCUUGCUAGCUGCAUAAAGGUUUUCAUUGAACAAUCUAUCUAUCUAUAUUGGCAGAGAUUUUCCCCGCUAUUACCGUGUACCCGCGCAAGCGUUUUACGUUUCACCGCCGUGUUGGUGCAUGCAGGGGGAGCUGCACUGUCCCCAAGUGUUGGCAAAAUCUACCUGUUGGCAAAAGCUACAUGCUCAAUUUGCUUCAAUUACCUAUUUCUUAACAAUAAAUGCGCGUCUAAAUGAAACACUCGCUGCGCCUGACAUGUUUGUGAGAAAGUAUUCUUAUGCUGUUCUGACGUUGAUUAAACUCAAAUCGAGGCUAUACAGUAUACAGGUCAUUCGAGCAUAUCGUAGCCCUUACUGUAGUGUCGCACAUGCAGGAUAUCGCUUUAAACGUUUGCCAUUUACAGGUAAACUACGUGAAGCGUUCCUCUUUUGAGUUUCUAAAUUGAUUGCAAUUUUCCUCAUUACUUUUGCAAUUUAAAAAACUCCCUUGCAAAUCCCUUGAGGAAAUUUGCAAUGUUGCUAAAAGCCAAUAAAAUUUUCCUCAGUUCCUGUUAGAAGUUCUUAACUUCCUGUUGCAAGUUCCUAACUUCCUGUUCUGUUCUGCGUGUUGCAAUUGGCUAACAAAAAUAAUCGACCAAUAACAACGCUCAGAACAGAACAGGAAGUUAGGAAAUUAAAACAGGAAGUUAGGAAAAUUUAAUAUGAAGUUUGGAAUAUUGCAACAGCCGAUAGGAACAUUGCAAAUUCCCUCAAGGGAUUUACAAAGAGUUUUUCAAAUUUGCAAAGCUAAUGAGGAAAAUUCCAAAUGAGUUAGGAAGUCAAAAGAGGAACGCUUCACGUAGUUUACCUGUAAUGCUGUGUACCAUCCUAUAACUGUUUCUUAACUAGAGGUAAGUACUUUUUAAAUGUAACAGUUUGUUCAAUCGUUGUACAUUCGGAAAGCGAAAGAUUAAUAUUUGAUAUCAACGCUUGUUGUUUCGUAACAAGAUUAGCAAUAACAACAUCGUAUCAAACGGCAAAGUCGGCAUACAAAAUACUCUGGAAAAUGUAGUAAGAUAUGAAAGCACAGAUAGCGAAUAAUCGUUGGAGCAGCGAUUAAUUUAUGUAGGUUGCUUACUACUACUAGAAAUGAUCGAGAAUUAUUAAAAUAAUGAAAGAUAUAUUAUAAUUGUUAAGCUCAAGUGUUGACUGUUGUUUUGCAUUAAAAAUUAACUGAACAUGAUUUCAUGAGGUUACGGCAAGCGCUUUAUGGUCGGAAACGCGUUUGAUUACACUCAAGUCUGUUUGAAUGAGCUAUUUUAAUGGCAAGAACUGGAGUAUAUAGCUUAAAAAAUAAGUAAAUUUGCUGUUUUAUAGUGGGCUGAUUGAUUGCUUAAAGGACAUUGGCAAUAAAAAAUUAUUUUAGUUCAUUUGAAAGAACUCUUAAAACUAUAUAUUAAACUCUUUUACAGAUUGUUUAUAUCUUUUAGUUCAUUUGAAAGAACUCUUAAAACUAUAUAUUAAACUCUAUUACAGAUUGUUUAUAUCUUGUUUAGUUUUCAAAAUAUUUCGACUGAAAUGAAGUGAGCUGUUCGCCAUCUUGGAUUAUUGAGGAUAUGCAUGUUACGUCAAGAGAGGGGUCACGCUAAUUUUUUAUCUUGAGAGUAAGCAAUCAAUAUGGGUCCAAAAGUUCGUUUCUGGUUGCUGUCAGAAGUUUAGAAAUGAUUAAAAACAUUUCAAACAAUUUUGGAUUGUUAUUCGGUCAUUUUCGAGUAGUUUUAUGUAGUUAAUUAACCUAACUCCUGACGUCAUCAAAACCAUAGUUAAUGAGGUAAAGAAUUUUUCCAAGAUGGCGGAAAGCUCAUUAAUUUCGGUCUAAAUAUUUCGAGAACUAAGCAAGAUAUGACAAAUCGGUAAUAGAGUUUAAUAUAUAAUUUUAAGAGUUCUUUUGAAUGAGACAUACUAAUUUUUUAUUGCCAAUGUCCUUUAAUUAAUUAAGAAGAUUGCAUCAGACUUGUGAUAGAGAAGUCCACAAUAUUAAGCGACGACCUCUGUCUGCCGGAGCCUAAAGCGGUCCAAAAUUUUAGUAUUAGGGGACGGCGUACUAUUUCUAAUGACCCAAGUUUCUGUAGUAGUACAUGUGAAAAAAGUCGAACAAUCUCAUGUAUUUCUCUUCCAUAAAAUAAUGAAAAAUAUAUCGGUAAUUGUUAAUAAGCCUAAGUGUUGACUUUAAAUUUGCAUUUACUGAACGUCAUUUCAUGAGGUUUCGACAAGCGCUUUAUGGUCGGAAACGCGUUUGAUUCCACUCAAGUCUGUUUGAGUAGCUAUUUAAUGGCACGAACCGGAGCAUAUAGCCUAAAAAAAUAAGUAAAUUUGCUGUUUUAUAGCGGGCAGAUUGAUUCGGCUUACUGAAGAUUGCAUCAGACUUCUGACAGACGUCCGACGACCUCUGUCUGCCGGAGAAACCGGACCAGUAUUUUUAGUUAGUAUUAAAAUUUUAGUAUUACGGUAUGGCGUACUAUUUCUAAUGACACAAGUUUAUAUUGUAGUACACGUGAGAAAAGUCGAACAAUCUCGUGUAUUUCUCUUCAAAAAACAGCUGAAGUAUCAGGGACGCCGGAACUGGGGGGGCAGGAGGGGCAGCCGCCCCCGUUGCCCUUUACCAGGAGGGGCAUUGCAAGGGGAAAAAAGCCCUUUCAAUUUCUAAAUUGAAAGGGCGAAACAGCGAAUUUUCAGAAAUUGUCAGUGCAAUUAGCGAAUUGUAGCGAAUUGUCAGUGCAAUUCUUUUACGAAUUUGCUUCAGAAAACGCAAGAAAUGCAGUCAUCGAGCUUCAAGAAUAGCACAAUCACCUAGCGGAGAACUCCCUCACACCACUAUCAUGCAAUAAAUAGAAAACAUGAUUAGGCGAAGUUCAACUCCCGAUUUUUUGCAAACAUCUCUUAGAAGUUAGAAAAUAUCAAUUCAAAAGUGCCCUUUCACGAAAAUCUACCCCCUUUGCCUUCACAUCGUUCCGGCGUCCCUGUGAACGGUAUAAUUAUUAUUAUUACCACGUAUGCAAACAAAAUAUUGUAUUAGCUAUAAUUGUUGCGUAAUACAGCUGCAGGUCAUGAGUUAUAUUGCUCGUUCACGAGUGUGGGAAAGCUUUAGAUUUUGAAUGUAUUUUAGCCAGCUUCCAUCAAAUUAUAUAAAGCAGUAAAAAUCCUGCAGGUAAAACUUUCCUGAAUUAUAUUCUGCUAUCAGGUCUGCUAUCAGGAAAUCACAAGUAGCCUACUAGUAUCACCAGUACUAGUGCUAUAUCAUAUGACUACCAUUAUUGUCAUCCCCACCGCCAUCAAAUUUCAUUAUCAUUCACAGUUAUGGUAUCACCAUUUUCAACAUCACUACCUUUCCCCUCAUAAUUACCAAACCACUAUUGUCACAACGAAUUCCAUCCUCCAAUUAUUAUCAUAUUACCACAUUCAUGAUCACCAUUAUUAUUUACCAUCACUAUCAGUUUCAGAAUCACUUGAUCAAGCUCCUACUAAUGGUCACAAGACAAUUAGACAAAUUAGUAAAGGUAAUGGCAAUGGCGAACAAUUAUUCCAAAGAUAAGAUUGUUUUCAUUCAAUGUACUGAACCAUAAUUAUUUCAAACAUAAUUUACAUGCACCAAACCUUUAUCCAUGCUAGCACUUAUAAUUAAGCACGCUAAUACAGAACGUGCAAAAAGAAUAACUUCAGUUGGGUGUAUGCAUGGCUACCAAAUAAGCUUGCCAACUUUAACUUGUGUAUAUAUAUAUCAGAUUGCCCAAUAAUGUAAAAGUCUCUUAUCCAUCAAUAAAUUUUGUAAUUUGUAUUCUCCAUGCCGCUGAAUACCUGGGGACGUGUCCCACAGAGAGUAUGUUUAAAAGACGUUCGAAUUGUCAUGUAUUCAAGUUAACUUUGCCUAUGCUAAUAUCGGUCGUAACACUGACUUGAAUAGGUUGGAAAGAUUGAAUAACCUGUCUAACAGAGAUUGAACUAUUGAAGAACUUUCUCCUAUACUUUAUAGAAUAAAAGCUCAACGAGUAUCUCAUCUAGAGGAAAUUCUGCAUCAAAGUCGAAGGUAUUAGCUUAUACGGAUGACGGAUCAUUCAAUUUAAUCUAUCUUGGUUUAGUGUGGAAAACACCACACUUAUUUAUUUCUGCAAAGCUUUCGAUCCAUAUUUCUGGACUUCAUCUGCAAUCUUUAUGAGGGUUAGGGUUAAGAAGAGGGUUGGCUAAGGAUUAUGGUUAGGAAAAGAGUGUAGGCAUCAUUUAAGGAAUAUUUUAUUUUUCUUUGAUCUAUGCUUAAUUUUUCUUAGUUACUGUAUCUUUAAAAUUUAGUUAGCCUGCGAAGUUAUGAAGAACAAUGUGAGGCAGCUCUUCUUGAAGAAGAUCAGACACAUCUUCCACCACCAGAAUGCCCUCGAGACCAGGUACGAACAGAGUACUGAUAAUAUUUUCUAUUUACAACGCGCUUUUAGACUUCCUCGUCUACGAUCUGAUCACAACUGAAUUUACAUAUUAGCCUCAAUCAAUAAUAGUAUUAAAUUACAAAGAAUCACUAUGACGUAAGCAAUACUAUAUACAUAUAUUUACAUUAAGUAGCAGAACUGCUGUGCGGAAAACUAGCGGCACUGCGCUGGGAACGUACAACACCCCACCCACCUUGAUCCAUAAAGGAUUCAUCUAUGAAUCAAGCAUCGCCCUUGUCUUCGCUUUGGAAAUAAGAGCAGCAGCUCGUCUUGGACGCUCAUGCAAAUCAUGCAAGGAACCUUCUGACUCAGCUGAAGGGGCAUUCCCUUCCUUCCCUUUCCCACCCGGUCGAGCUUGAAUCUCUAACGGGUAAAGUUUCUGGUAAACUGGUCUAUCCUUCCCUGCAACUCUUACUUUGGUCCCUCUAACUUCCUUGUCCUUACCUAUAAUUAGUUCUUCUACUUUUGCUAAUUUUCAAUUACCUCGUUUCUCUCCCUCUCCAUACACUGUCACUACAUCUCCCUUCUUCACACUCUUUCUCGCAUUUCCACUCUUACAUUUGUGAAAUUCUCUCAACCGUGUCAGAUACUCACUUUGCCACCUCUUCCAGAAAUGUUGUAAUUUCAACGUAAUAUACUUAAAUCUUUCUCCACAGCUACGUUCCUCUCUAACUACUUCACUUUGUGGUAUGAAGUUAAUAGCUCUACCAUAAAUUAGAUGUGACGGUGUCAAAACCUCUCCUUCAUACUCUUCAUACUCAUCUGUUAAUGGCACUGUGGUAAGUUCAUCUACUGUCAAUUUGGCAUUACCUAGAACCUUUCUAAGACACCGUUUAACACUCCGAACCAUUCUCUCAAAAAAUCCUCCCCACCAAGGCGCUCUUUCUAAAUUAAACCUCCAUGUUACUCGUUUGGUUUGCAAUUCCGCCUUAACCUUAGGUUGGUUAAACAACCAUCUAAUUGCCCUUUCUGCAACCUUAAACGUUUUGGCAUUGUCCGAUACUAUAAGGCUUGGCAUUCCUCUCCUAGCAGCAAAUCUCCGUAGACAACAUAAAAAUGUCUCUGCAGACAAAUCCCUAACUAGCUCCAAAUGUAUGGCUCUAGUCACACAACAAGAAAACAAUGCUAUAUAAACCUUACUUGGACAUUUUGCACAACACUUUACAAACAAUGGACCUGCAAAAUCUAUUCCCACAUUAGAAAAAGGUCGACGUCCGGUUUCCCUAACUCGAAAUCCUGGAAAAUCUGCCGUCUGUGCUACACUAUAUGCCUUUCCCUCUAAUCUCCUACAGGUGACGCAUCUUCACCUUUCACAACCCAAUAUUUUGUCCUUAAUCGUCCUAAGGUUGCCCGUACACCACAAUGAUGUACUUCACUGUGACAUUUCUGGACAAUCAAUUCAGUCAAUCUGUGGUCCUUGGGUAUAAUGAUUGGGUGUUUGGUAUUAAACUCUAACUCAGAAUUAUGUAAUCUACCUUUACAUCUCAUAAUGCCUUCCUCUUCUAUCAAACCUAAACUAUUACUCAGCUGGGUGUACUUUCUAUCUACUUUCAACCCUGCCUGAGCCUCUUUAAUCCAUAUACUCUCUGCCUCAACUAACUCACUCACUGUCAACUCUCCCCUUUGCCUAUCAAUGCCCCUUGCUUAUGCUCGUACAUUAAACCCAAACCUAAGUACCCAAGCUGUUACUCUAAAAAGUCGUUUCGCUGUCCCAUAAUCCUUCUAGUCAAUCACUCUACUUAUACUAGAUGGCUCUGUCACCUCUACAACCAUUACUACAGACUUUCGUUCCUCUUCCAAAACGGUCUUUGUCUUACCAUGCCAGUAGCCUCAAAUUUUGGCCACUCCUCUUUGGACUUAGUUAGCCAAUCUGGCCCCACCCACCAUAGCUUGUUAUCUUUCAAUUGUGAAGCAAUUACACCUCUAGACCCAAUGUCAGCUGGAUUUUCAACUCCAGGACAAUGCCCCCCCCCCCCCAAUCCCCUUUGUUAGCUUCAAGAUCUCAUUUACUCGGUGGUGGACAAAUUGUUUCCAUUCACCCCUGUUCAUUAUCCAGUAGAGUGCUGUCAUACUGUCAAGCCAAAACUUGGUACUAUCUAUCCUAACCUGGUUUUCAAGUGACGCUUUUACUGACUUCAUAAUCUGCGCUAAGAGCUUCGCUGACAUUAACUCUAACCUGGGAAUACUAGUUGUUUUUAAGGGAGCUACUCUUGCCUUUGAUGUCAAUAAGCGUACAUAAACCCCUACAUUAGUACGAUGCACAAAAUAUACAACUGCACAGUAUGCCUUCUUGCUCGCAUCGCCAAAUCCAUGCAAGGUACACUCCAAAACAUCUUCUGCACGAUGUUGAUAUAUACAGCGAGGAGUGGUAAUUUCCUUAGUUUCUAUCAAAUCCCUGUACCAACCCUCCCACUUAUGCAGUAACUCCUCAGUGAAGUUUUCAUCCCAAUCAACUUUAUCCUUACAUACUUCUUGUAACAAUAUUUUGGCACAUACAAUCACUGGACUAACUAUUCCGAGAGGAUCAAAUAAAGUUGCUAAAACACUCAAUAGAUUUCGCUUUGUAGGUGAUAAGGUUUUUGCCCUUUCCCCCACCUUCGCAAUCUCAAACUUAAACUCAUCGCUUUUGUUAUCCCAUGCCUGUCCUAACACUUUAUGGCAUUUUGAUUCACACCCUGUUACUCCAAGGGAUAGUUUUGCAUAUAUGUUUGUAUACAACAUCAGGUCAUUCACCAACAAGCGUUCCUCAUAUGCUUCCAUCAAGCUUCCAUCAUUUGUUUCAGAAAGUAUAAAUAAUUUUUAUUUUAAUUUAGUGCUUAAAUCCACUAUUGAACAGAACGAUGACGAGAAGAGAAGUCUGUUAGAAAGGUAUCAGUAUAGUUUUGCUGUUAUUUACUGCUUUACUCUGUCUAUUGUUCUCUGUUGCGUGAGCUGCAUUGUUUGAACAUAUUUAUUACACGAUAACCAUUUCUGUUACAAAAAACUGCGCUAUAAAUAUGGGUUUAAUUUUGUGUGGGUCCUUUUAUUUAUGCUGGAUUGCUCUUUUAUUUAGUAUAGGUAAUAUAUAGUACGGUUUCUAGUGCAUGCAAUUUGUAAAAAACAUGCACGAGUGAAAAAUUGUGCUCUAUAUGUUGUGUUUUUCCUAUUUUUCAUGUUAGGGAAAAGAAGAAUAAUGUAAUCUGCGAUCCAGAACAAAGGGUAUCUAGGAAUUAUAAUUCAGUAUUGCUUCUAAACAUAUAAAAGACUGAAGGGCUGACAUUUGCCUGAGAUCCUGAGAUAUACGUGUACGUGCAUGAGAAUUAAGUGCCUGUAUAGGAGGUUUGACACGGUGCGCUUACAUAUAGACAUGCAGCUAUAUAGCUACAGUAAUAGCCCAAACCCUAUCAAUUGGACCAUUAUAUGCAAGUCAGAAUUAAAAUUUAUCUCACUAGUGAUAUCUGGUACUCGAAGUCCAUGCAAACAUGUUUACUGCACUACAGACUAGCCCCUAAUGCAUGAAUUGCAAAUGCUAAUUGGCCUCCAUGAAAUUAGUGUUCAAGUUCCUAUAUACGAUAGCGAGUCUUACAUUUAUAAAGUAGUGGCUCAUCAGCAAUGUACACCAUUGUUAUAAAGCUUUCCAGGCUAAAGGCUACGAGCCCAGAAAGUUUGUAAACAUUUUAUGGUUUCGCAAACUUCUUUCAAAAUUUCAGAUUUAUCAGUUUUGAAUGAAAAAUUCUGAACAACGUCUGACUGAACAAGAUUGAUCAAGUGCAGUAAAAACGUGCAUUUGGAGACUGGAUAUACUUCCAACAGCGAAUUCAGGGCCGUAUACCAGAAACCCUUUAUAGAAGUAAAGUCAACAAGAAUAACUGUUAAAUAAGAAUAACUGUUAAAUAUGAAUAACUGUUCGCAGAAUAACUGUUAAAUAUCCGGUUCCGGCCGGAACUUAAAAUAUUAAUUUCGGUUCACUCCUAACUUUAUAUAUAUGAUACUUGACAAGUAUGCCAUUUUAUAUUACAGGAAUCUGAACCCAAAUACCAAAAACUGGAAAAAGAAAUCGAAGAAAAAAACCGAAAACACGAGAAGUAUUGGGAUGAGAAUAAGAAUAGAAUACAGCAAGAGAACAAGAAAAGUCUCAUUGGCCGACACUGCAACUACGCCCUCACCUACCAUCAUGUAAGAGCGGGCAAAAUCGUUGACAAUCGUUUCGUAAGGAGCAAGAUGCACUUAAAUGGGCGCACAGAAAUAGUCAUCUUAUGGAUGAUGAUAAGCCUGUCAUCAGAAUAUGGCCGUUACAUAAAGAGCAUGGCCGUGGAUGGAUAGGCACUAAAGAUUUGAAAUGUAUUGAUAUCACCCUGAUAGAUCCAUCCGCAAAAAAAAGGAAAAACAAUCCGCACAAAAAGGAGAAAGUUGUAUCUGAAGAAAAGGGUAUGUUUGACACAGGCGCGGAUAUCGCAAGCGUACCGUACCAUCCGCAAUCCUUCAAACAACUGAUCCACUCAAAGACUAGGUUAAAUGAUAAGUGGAUGCCAGUUGUUUACGGUCAACUGAUCAUCAACGGUGAAAAGUUAAGAACGAUUUAUCCGCUCGAUCUGGAAAAGGACAGUGAUUGGUGCGCCAUUGGGAUUCCUCAGAUAAGGAAAUUGAAGUCUAGAACCAGCAAAAGGAUAAUUAAGAAAAUAACUAAAGUUCUCACUUCAGAAAAAUAA